GUAUUAAAAGGGGUUUAUUUUACCAAACCUGCAGGAUUUCAGUCCUGUCAAAAUUGAUACCAGUUAUACAGCUGCCAAAGUUUCAUGUUUGUAGUUAUGUCCCAGUUUAUGUACGUCGCUGAUAUGUCUUUCUUAAAGUUUUCCUUUCUCUUUAUCUAACGGAAGGUAAGGAAGGCGAAAAUGGCUUUUAGACUACCGUAGCUUGUUCGGGACUAGCUAGCUCUCACGUUCCGGUUAAAAAAACAUUUCAUCUGUAAUAGAAAUACCGCACAAGCUUGCCUGAGUGCAUCUUUUUGCUUUGACCCACUGACAAAAUAGCUCUCACGUUUUAAUUUACACCACGCUGUGACACUACUUGAGCAGUGUGAGCGAAUGACACGAGAUACACUAGCAACGUUAGCAUUUUAUACAGGUGUGAUAAGAGGAACUUAUUUUAUAUUUUGUUCCAUUGCGCUGUUUAAAUAAUUAGCACACCUAACGUGGACGACUUUAAAGCUCAAUAUUAGGCUGUUACAUAAUACCGAAGUUUUGAUUAUUAUUCAGUUCUGAGUGUCAUAUGUUUAUAAUUGCCUCUGGGUUUUUAUUGUUUUUUGUCAAUUGGCAUCUCUUCUACACAUAUUUAUGUAGAUUAUCUAUCAUCCUGAAUGAUCAACUACUAGAACAGUUACUAAUUUUAAAACCACAAAAUAAACCAGUCUGUUGUGUAAUCAGAAGGACUGCACCUAUAAUUUAAAGUGUUUGUGUGUGUGUUUGUGUGUGGGUUGUUGUUGUUUUUUAACUAUAAUAUAAUCUUCUUCCUCAGGUGCACUUUACAAUUAUGGAGUUUUAAAAAGAAUAGUGAGAAUUUUGAGGGGAAAGGAGGCCUUUCCCCUCAACUUUGGUGGCUGGACUGCUGGCGGAGGAGGUCUGGGUUGUUUGCUUUUUGUAAAUGGUUGGAUGAAAACCUAUUUUUGCUAAAACCUCUAAUUGUACAUAUUUUGUAUGUUACAAAUGAUACAUUUUGUAUUUAUUGAAUCCAUGAUGCCACUAAAUGCUGCAAAACGCCUAGUUUGUGUCCUGUAUUUGCUCGAGAUGGUGGACUGAAGUAGGCACUGAGCUCUGGGGAUGCUAGGGUGCGGUGGAACCUCAACACAAGCACAAUUCUAGCACUCCAAACCAUCUCUACCGUUGUUGAAUACUUUUUCCAUUGGAAAAUUUUUGUGAUCUGCAAACAUUUAUUUAGUGUUAUUGGAUUGUUACAACACACCCACUGAUUUAAUUUUUGUCUAUUUGCAUCUGUGGGUGGUGGGCUUUCACAAGAACUUUGCUAUUGAAAGUUAGAGGGGUUUGUAACACAUACUUGCUCGAGAUCAGGAUGAGUCUGGCAUCGUCAGACUGCACUCUUAAAUGCCGGUCACAGCAGCAUGCAGACCAGGUAAUCGCAGCACUAACUAGUGGCUCUGAGGGGAAACUCCGGGCAUUCUUGACCUCACACUGCCACAAUGCAACCAGCUUGCGGGACGCCUCAGGGCGUACAGCCCUUCACCUUGCAGCUUCACUGGGAAAGAAAACCUUGCUGGAGUGGCUCCUGGAGAAUAAAGGUGCUGAUCAGAUGGUGAAGGACAAGGAAUCUGGCUGGACCGCUCUUCACCGCAGUGCCUUCUAUGGGCAGAUUCACUGUCUCAUAUCAUUAGUCAAGCAUGGUGGCUCUCUCUCCACUCAGGAUAAGGAAGGUCUCUCUGUCCUGGACUUAACAAUGAAGGAUCGACCAGCGCAUGUUGUUUUCAAAAACACUGAUCCAACAGAAGUUUACACGUGGGGAAACAAUACUAAUUUUAGUCUUGGCCACGGCAACCAGGAGAGCCGGCACCACCCAGAGCUCGUGGAUGUGUUUGCCAGAACCGGAGUUUAUAUCAAGCAGGUGGUCCUGUGUAAGUUCCAUUCUGUGUUCCUGUCACAGAAAGGACAGGUGUUCACUUGUGGACAUGGGCAAGGAGGGAGACUUGGUCAUGGAGAUGAACAGACUUACUUGGUCCCCCGCAUGGUGGAGGGUCUGAUGUCCCAUCACUGCUCCCAGGUGGCAGCGGCCAAAGAUCACACAGUGGUGCUGACGGAGGAAGGAUAUGUUUAUACAUUUGGUCUCAACACCUUCCAUCAGCUGGGCCUCGUUCCCCCUCCUGCCUCAGCACAUGUUCCCAAACAGGUGUUCUCCAAAAUGCUGAAAGGUAGAACAGUCAUUGGAGUAACUGCUGGGAGGUUUCACACGGUGCUGUGGACCAGAGAGGCUGUCUACACAGUGGGGCUCAAUGGAGGGCAGCUGGGAUAUUUGCUGGAUCCUAAUGGAGAGAAGUCUGUGACUGCUCCCCGUCAGGUGUCAGCUCUGCACCAUAAGGAUGUUAGCAUAGCCAUGGCAGCAGCUAGCGAUGGAGCGACUGUGGUUGUGACUGAAAAAGGGGACGUUUAUCUGUUGAGUGACUACCAGUGCAAGAAACUGGCUUCAAGACAGCUAAACAUUAAGAAAGUCCUGGUUAGUGGUGGCAGUCUGGACCAUCGUAUAGAUCCACAGUUACUGAACGAGGGAGGAGGGGAGAAAGUGUCCAUCUUGGCAUUGGAUGAGGCUGGGAGGGUGUUUUGCUGGCGUUCCUCUGGCAGCUCAGUGAGACAGUGCAGGUGGGCGUAUUCACGUCAGGUGUUCAUGUCGGACAUUGCUCUCAGCAAGAACGGCAUGAUGUUCGUGACUCCUGAUGGGGAAGGCUUUAGUGGCCUAUGGGCUGGAGAAAAUAAGAAGUACGGGGAGAAGAAAGAAAUCAGUGUGGAGGUUUCUGGUCACUCAGACAUCAUCUCGCCGUAUGAACGAAUCCGCCUGGAGAAGCUGCCUUUUGUUCACAGAGCUGUCAGCAUCACGAUGGACUCCAAAGGGCGAAACUUUGGUGUUCUUCAGGCCGACCCUAAAACCAGCUUGUAUGAAGUUCCAAGCAUCUCUCCAUCCUCUUUCUCCCAACACUUCCGGAGACUUCUGGAGGAGGCGGAUGAGAUGGAUAACAUCCACGAUGUGACUCUUCAGGCCAGCGAUCGCAACUUUCCCGCUCACAAGUACAUUCUGUCCAUGAGGUCCGAGUUCUUCAGGAAGCUGCUCCUGUCUGAGCACUGCGGGGUUAACGAGGAGCUCGAUAAGGAAGUGAGAAGGAGUGAAGAUGCCGUUGGAUGUGAUUUACUGGUUUUGGAGAAAAUCCCAGCUGACAUGCUGGAGUAUGCCCUGCAUUUCAUCUACACGGACUCCUGCGAGCUGCUUGUGCACGGAGUGCGGCCAAGAGUCUCAGGGGUGCCAACAGGACAAAACCAGGAUUCAGAGAGGCUUAUCAGCAGUCUGCAGGACCUGGGUCUGAGCGGCCGCUCAGCCCUCGAGGUGUACCGCUCCCUCUCUCCCUCAACCAACGGAGGAGGUGAUAAGCCCAAGAACAAGACCUCCAAGCCCAGCAAAAAAGGGAAGGGGGGCAAAAGUGACAAGGCUCGAGCCAACGAGGGGGGGGCCAACCCCGUGAAAACCUUACAGACAGUGGCAAAGAGGCUGAGCCUGGUCAGCCUGUCGGCACGACUGGAGGGUGUCAAAUACGAAAACGGAAAAAUUAACGUCAUGCAGAAGAAAACUGGCAACAAACUGAAGUUUUUCCAGAAAAAAUGUUCCUAUCUUUGUGAUGUUACUUUGAAAUCUGACGAUGGGAAAGAGUUUCCUUGCCACAAGAGUGUCCUCUGUGCCAGACUAGAAUAUUUUAACAGCAUGCUUGGAAACCCCUGGAUUGAGGCAACAUCUUGCUCUGCACUAGAGAUGCCCACCAGCUCCGAGAUCCUGCAGGUCAUUCUGGAGUACGUUUACACAGACGAGUCUCCCACCAUCAAAGAAUCCCUGAAUGUGGAGUUUGUCUGCAACGUUCUGGUUGUAGCCGACCAGCUGCUCAUCACUCGUCUGAAAGAGAUGUGUGAGGUUAUCGUCACGGAGAACUUGACACUAAAAAAUGUUGCAGAGCUGCUGGAGUUUGCCACCUUGUACAAUGCAGAGCAGCUGAAACAGUCAUGCCUCCAGUUCAUUGUCCUCAACAUGGCCGCCUUGCUGGAGUCUAGAGCUUUGGACAUUCUCAGUGAUGAAGUGCUCUUGGAGCUUUCUGCAUCAUACAGGAGGAUGAUCCCAGCAAUGCAGAGGCGUGUCAUCACCCCGUACCCGGGCGCACCGGACCUGACUUUCUACGAGGAGGAUUUGGACUCGACGUUUAGCCCCAAACCAGAGGCAGAACUGGAUCAGUCUUGCAGGGAAAUCCUGCUAAAGAAGGCAAAGAUGAAGGCUAAAAAGAAACCAAGGAGACGCUCUGACAGUUCAGGAGGUUACACUCUCUCUGACAUCAUCCAGAGUCCUCCUACUGCAGCGGUGUCUCCGCUCCUGGUGAAGUCAGGCAAGGCCAACUCCACCGAGUCCCUGCAGGAGAUCCUCACGUCUGACUCUGAGAGCAGCUUUAUGGGAGUCGGCAGUCCCAGAGAUGUUCAGUCACCUGUGUUCCCUGACCGAGCUGAGGAUGACAGAGCUUUUAGUCAGAGACUGAAGAGCCCCCCCAGCACCCCAACAUCCCUGAAGAGCAGCGUCCCCACACUGUCCUCCUCCACUCCACAAAUUAUUCACAGGACUCUUCCCUGCCCAACUCGUGCAUCCCCAGUGUUGGAUCUAAGGACCAUCAUGGACAUGGAGGCCAGCUUCCUGCAGACUCCUGGUGCUUCUCCUAAAAGUCCUGGAACCAACAUCAAACACUCGCUGGUUUCCACUAAACUGUCCCAGAAGCAGAGGAAGCUGUUGGCCAUGGCCAGCAAGGAGGCCAGUGGGGAGCCUCCAGCCUCCAAACCAGCCCCCACAGGAACUCCGUCCAGAUGCAGCGAGAAAGCCUGGGCGACAGCUGUCCAAUCCUCACCAUCCUUGUGUUCAUUCCGGGCUCUUCUGGAGGAAGAAGAAAACUGUUUAACAAGAGAAGGACAAACAGGAACACAGAGAGGCCAAAGUGCCCUGGGCCCCCCGGUCAGCGCCACACCUGCUGCCAGGAGGGUCACGUUAAAAAGUACAGAGAGCAGCGAGCCAGAGAGACCUGCAGGGCCUUGGGUGCUGGGUGCUGUGGGCAGCCCCCCCCUCGCCACCCUGGUGACCUUUGCCUCCAUCGUGGAGGAGGAGAAGCAGCAGGAGGCCGCUCUGGUCCGCAGCCGGGAGAAGCCGCUGGCUCUCAUCCAGAUUGAAGAGCGAGCCAUACAGGACCUCCUACUCCACUACAAGGCACGGGACAACCCAGAUGAGCUGAUAGUAGUGGAGACAACUCCCAGAGGUCCCAUGGCUGCCCCGACCUGGCACAAACACUGAUCCAUUAGUUCUGUUGAACGAGGAGCUCGGAGAGAAUCUCCCCUUCUCUCCUCAAGUGUUGCUUUCAUCUAGUUUAAUAGCUGCACAGAGUUUCGUUUAUGUGAUGGAAGGUUUUCUUUCAGAGGUUAGUCUCUGACCAUCUGAUUACUCACGCAUCGCUCGGCAAAAACUACACAUGGUACGGUCAGCAAGUUUAGGUUCAUGGAGUCAAAUGAAGUUGCCAAAGAUUGAGAAGGAAAGUUGAUGCUUAAGCAGCUAGAAAAUGCUCAAAACUCAAACACAAAGUGUGUGUGUGUUUUUCUGUUUGUGUGUGCGUGUGUAAUAGGUGGAAGUUCCCUGUGUGAUUAAGAGUGCCAUUGCCUAACUGGGUAUUUAUCUGCUUUACCUAAUGAGUUAUUUUUCCUGACCUGUUUGGCUCUUCGCCACAGCUGAAACAUUUGCAAACGUUUUCCUUAAACAGGAAUUUAUCACAGAAAAUGCUAAAACAAUUUGGUGCAGACUUGACCGUCACUCUUAGACUUUGAUGCCAUUUAAAAUAAUGAUAUAUUUAUCUUGAAAAAUCCAUUCAGUUGGACCACCGAUUCUCCUGUUUAGAUGCCAUCUUUGUGUUUGUUCACGUGUCUGAGACCUAAAGAUGUGAAGAGAAGCUGGCAUGCAAUAAUAAAUCAUCUCAACUGUGGAAUGAA
Molecule: messenger RNA, 6054 nt
Organism: Nothobranchius furzeri (turquoise killifish)
Lineage: Eukaryota; Metazoa; Chordata; Actinopteri; Cyprinodontiformes; Nothobranchiidae
Gene: ibtk
Product: inhibitor of Bruton agammaglobulinemia tyrosine kinase
Biological process (GO): negative regulation of protein phosphorylation
Cellular component (GO): cytoplasm; nucleoplasm
Molecular function (GO): protein tyrosine kinase inhibitor activity; protein kinase binding
Source: RefSeq, a predicted model, not a curated record